Onychostoma macrolepis is the source of this 1340-nucleotide messenger RNA. Its product is annotated as SLAM family member 5-like. Bases 313 to 1098 code for a protein of 261 amino acids. NCBI's taxonomy places the organism in Eukaryota, Metazoa, Chordata, Actinopteri, Cypriniformes, Cyprinidae. The record is from RefSeq and is a predicted model, not a curated record. The transcript has 4 exons.
UUAGUGAAUGUUCUGGGAACGUUCCCUGUUAGCUGGGAACAUAAGUAAAUACAAAUCUAAAUUAAAAUUCAUGACUUCAACACUUCACUCUUCUGCUAUUAGUUUUCAUGCAGGACCAGAAUUAAUUUGAAAAUAUAAUGCGAUUGAUCAUGUUCACGACUUCCUGUGUUAAAGGAAAUGGUCUUGUGAGAAUAAACUGUGACGGAGGUUCAGUCUUGUUGAAGAAAGACCACAAACACACACAGCAUCAGAUGUGCUUCAGACAAUAUAAGGGUUACUAUAUCAUGGGAUUUAAGUGAACUGAUAAAGAAAAUGUUUCCCAUAUUAAUUUUGCUCUGUUUGUGGCGUCUGGAUGGUGUGUUUGCUGAUACAGAUGCAGUGGAGUCAGUGUCAGUGCUGGAGGGAGAUUCAGUCGCUCUAAACUCUGGUUUUACUGAAAUGAUGGAUUAUGAUCUGAUUCUGUGGAGGUUUGGAGCUGAAAACACUUUAAUAGCUGAAAUCAGUGUAAUGGCCGACAGCAUGACUGUAUAUGAUGAUGUUCUUGAUGAGAGAUUCAGAGACAGACUGAAGGUGGACGAUCAAACUGGAUCUCUGAUCAUCACAAACACCAGAACUGAACACACUGGACUCUAUCAACUACAGACCAACAGUGUGAGCAAGAGCUUCAGUCUCACUGUCUGUGCUCGUCUGCCUGGUCCUGUCAUCAGCAGAGACUGUUCUUCAUCAUCAUCAUCAUCAUCAUCAUGUUCAUUGUUGUGUUCAGUGGUGAAUGUGAGUCAUGUGACUCUCUCCUGGUACAAAGGAAACAGUUUAUUGUCCAGCAUCAGUGUGUCUGAUCUCAGCAUCAGUCUCUCUCUACCUCUGGAGGUGGAAUAUCAGGAUAAAAACACCUACAGCUGUGUGCUCAACAAUCCCAUCAGCAACCAGACCACACAUCUGGACAUCAGUCAACUCUGUCACACAUGUUCAGAAGUUCAUGUCAGUUGUUGCGCUACUGCUGAAGCUGUGAUCCGAUUGGUCGUCACUGCUCUGAUGGGCGUGGCUGCUGCAGCUGCUGUUGUUCUUCUGGUCAAUGACAUCAGAUCUACAAGAGCUUGAAAGAAAACAGAACAGAUCAAAGAUAUUGUGACAUAUAAUGGAGUUUUAAUCAUACAGAUGAAAAUAUGCGUGGUCCUGUUGUUUAAUCAUGGCAAAACAAAGCUUUGCUCUCCAUCUAGUGGCCAAAAUGAUGAAUAUUCUUUAUUUAAUUUUUAAAUUCCCAUCCAUUUUACAUUUAUUUGUUUUCAUUUCCCCCUUAAUUUAUGUUGAUAUUUUUUAUUUUGUUACAUUAUCUGCAGCAA